AUGAUCGCCAAAAUAACUGCCCUCGUCGCUCUUGCGGCUCUGGCCACGGCCAAUGGGAAGCAUGGCGGUGCUUGCACUAUCAAGACCAUCACGCCCACCACGACCAAGCCUCCCACAACCAGGCCGACAACCUCGACGACCAAGGACGACUGCAGCACCCGCACCGUCUGUCUCGACUACGUCAACGAAUGUGGUAUCUGGUAUGGCGGAUGCGUGCCUGACUGCAAGCCGUGGCCGACCUUUUCCAAGCCUCCUUGCCCUUCCACGACGACAACCACCACCAAACCCCCCACGUCCACGCCUACUCAGGACAACUGCAGUACCCGGACCAUCUGCCUGGACUACGUGAAUGAGUGCGGCAUGAUGUAUGGCGGAUGCGUGCCUGAUUGCAAGCCCUGGCCAACCUUUUCCAAGCCGCCUUGCCCGACAACCACAACGGCGCCCCCGACAACGACCACCACCAGUUCCGUGGACGACUGCCGCACGCGCACCAUCUGUAUUGACUACGUGAACGAGUGCGGCAUGAUGUACGGCGGCUGCAUCCCCGACUGCAAGCCCUGGCCGACCUUCUCGAAGCCUCCGUGCCCCUCGACGACGACUCUUCGCACGGUCGUUGCCACCAAGUAA
Messenger RNA from Cordyceps fumosorosea ARSEF 2679, 627 nucleotides. RefSeq lists its product as hypothetical. The transcript is spliced from 4 exons. The coding region runs from base 1 to 627 and encodes 208 amino acids. The record is from RefSeq and is a predicted model, not a curated record. Lineage: Eukaryota; Fungi; Ascomycota; Sordariomycetes; Hypocreales; Cordycipitaceae.